UACGUAUAUUGGUGGACGACAGUCAAAAUUUAAAAAUGAUAAUAUAAAUAUUCAAAAUAUAUUACCAAUAACAAUAAAAAAGGUAAUAUUACAUUUAGUGUAUUUAUUACAAUAAGCACAGUUUUAUGAAUAAAAAAUGGACAAUAAAGGAACAAUUGAAAUUACUACGGACGAAACAAAUAAUGAAAUAGCGAAUAAUAAACCAAAAAUUAAACCCAAAAACCGUGGAAAAAAACGAAAAAGGAUAUACAGCCAUAGUAGUUCAGAUAUUGAAGAUGUCCUACCUGAGAACACACUGGAGGUGGAGAAGAAUCUACAUGCUUCGGCAAUUAAGAAUAAUCUAGAUGAUGCUAGUGUUAAGAAGAUUUUAAAAAAAGUAGUAACAAAUGACCAUGUAUUGGCACUUGUGAAGUUAAGGGAAGAGGAAGAGGACUCAAGUAAUGAGGAGAGUGGUCAUGCACCAAAACUCACCAGAUCCAAAGUUAAAGAACUGAUGAAAGUGUCUCGAAAAUCCACAUGGAAUUUGGAGAACUUAGAGCUCACUCCCAUCAAGCAUAUUCCAGUGAAGACCAGGCCUGAAGUGAAGGCACUUAUUACUCAAGAGCUUCCUGAAGAUGAAGAUGAUGAUGAAUAUGAACCCACACAUGAUGAUGUCGCUAGUGACGACGAUCAAACAUUGGAGUCAUGUAGCGAUCUAGAAUCUCAGCCUCGUACACCAGCGACACCUAAAAGCCAGUAUACUCCCAGUCCAAAAGUUGUUAAAGAUGGCCCGUUUAAAGUACCUCAGAUAAAUGUAUCAAUACCCGCUAAAAGAAAAUUGGACAUGGAAGAAGAAGCGACAAUAGCGCUCCGAACUCGCUCAAAGCUGAGUCUGUCGGAGACACCAAUAGAACAUAUAGAAAGUUCAUUUGUGCCACCUGAUGACUUACCCAUGCCAGCAGUCGAUGUCCUUUGGAACACGUUCUUAGAAGAGUGCCUGAACCCCGCACCCAGCAAUAAACAUGAGGACGACGACGAAGCUGAUCCGGAGUACAAUGUCGCAGCGGAUCCCGAUGCACCUGAUGAAGAUGAAGAAGCUUUGGAGAGUAGUAUUAUAAAGAUAUCCAAGAAAGAGUUGAACGAUCUUGUCACUGAGUUGUUUAAUAUCAUGCCAGAAGCGACUACAGAUGACGAGUUGGCUGUGAACAUGGCCAGUAGUGUGCUCAACCCAACUAACCAGUCAGAAGUACCUCCUACUUGGGAAGGUAAACAGGAACCGCUAUCAGAUGAUGAGAACAAUGCCCAAAGAAUACACACUAGAAAGAUGUCAGAUAGGAUCACUUUCGAAAAGGGGAAUCAUACAAAAUUUUCUAUUGGCAAGAGUGAACCAGUAGAUGUACCAGAGUACGAGGAAAACAGAGAAGCAGAUACAAGUACAACAUGCCCAAAUAAAGAAAUAAAACAAGAUAGUAUACAUCAACCAAAGAUUCAUAAACCAGUGGUGGAGAUAUCGGUGGUAGAGCGAACGUUGUCAGUGGUACCGCCGCCGGCGAUCCCCAACCCGCCUCCAGCCGUAAAAGCCGCCUGCAGUCCACCACGCCGGGUGCAUGUGGACCCUGCAGACUGCCGCGUCAUAUUACCAGAACAAAUCCUGAUAUUGCAACAGCAGCUCCGAAUACACGUUCAGCUGUCUACAUCAAAUUUCCUGCAACUGUUCAUACAUCCAGCACAUUGGACUAUGGGACCUACAUACAAAGAAUUUCUGGAGAGCUUGAACAAGAUAGCAGAAUCGAACCCCAAGUCAGUAGUGAAUGUGUGCAAUUUGAAACCAGCUGUGGAACUCAUUCGAAGCUGGGAAGAAUCUGUCUCCAACAAUACACCAGCAAACGCUGCUAUUGUCAAAUUUAUACAAGAAGAAGGUGAGAGAAGCCGGCGUCGACUGGUCCAGAACAACAUGUACGUGGGCGAGUUCCCGGAGAUGAUGAUGAGUGUGGUGGCCAAUAGCACAGUGUUCGUGUACCCACACCUGUUGCCCCCGGUGCCGUACCGGCUCGACCUGUCCAGGCGGUUCUGUUACUUGCCCUCGGAAGAUGAGCUGAUGGUGCUGACUCUGGACCAGUUCUGGUCGUACGUAGAGAACAAUCCGUCGCUGUACAAGCGUCCGCCGCACUGCCCGGGACGCUGGGGGCUGACGGCGGCGGUGGCGCUGGUCUCGCAGCACACGUUCCCGUGGCUGUCCCCGCGCCUGCUGCACUCUCACCUGGCGCACUGCCGCCGUGGCCGGAUAUGUGACAACCCUAUAUAUAAAUACUUCAAGACACGCGAGGUGAAGCCUGUGGAACACAAACUGCUGCCUUUCAACCCCAAUCGUACGUUAUACGAACAACCCGAACAUGAAGUCCCAAGGGUGUGGGUUCGAUACCUCGCCAAGACCAGCAAAAAGUUCAGGACGUAUAUGCACCGGCCGAAAAGGAAACGAUAUAUACUAAAGGAGCCUGCCGGCAUACCAUUCCAGUUUGUGCUGUCAGGAACAGACGGAAAAACACCCACUUCAAACCAGGACCAGAAACCAAACGAAGAAAUCCGGGUGACGGAUCCAUCCACCACUUCACAGCCACUACCCGAUCAAAUAAGGAUCAAAACAUUAUCUCCUGUACCAGCAAAUGUAUUCAAAUUAGUACAAACAAGCACUGGUGCACAAUUAAUACCUCUCUCCCUAACCAAUACUGUAAAUUCGACUGUUACUCCCAUAAUUUCAGCUAAACCAAGCGAAUUAACUCAAGCAAGUGAACCUGUCAAGGAAAUAACAAAUAGUGAAGCCCUAGAAAUGCACUGCCAGUGUUGUAUGAUAUUAAGAAAAAUCUGCAAAGUUAGACAGACAUUCAUAACGGAUUAUUUUAGAAACAAAGAGAAAAGAAAUGUUUGUUACUGUAAAAAUGUACAGAAGUAUCCUAGAAUAUCGAAUAGGUUGAGGUUGUUAUUGAAUAAGUAUAAAAGUGUAGUGGCCUGUUCGUUCUUUGAUUUACAAUCGAAAUUGAACUGUUUAGAACAAGAGAUAAGACAGGAAGUUAUAGGGAAGGCUGUUGUAAAUAUAGAUAUUGAAUCUGACAUUUUGAGAUUAGGCCCUAAAUUAAAAUGUGCUUCAGAAAUGGAUGACUUAGCUUUCGUUACGGCGUACCAAUCAAAACUCACAUUUCGGACUUCGGUAGCUAAAAACAACACAAUAAAGAAGAAAGUCUACCACCUCCUGUCUAAAUUCGAUCUAGACAGAGGCGAUCCGAUAAAACUAGUUGAUGAUUUGGACAAAGUAUUUGGAAUAGAACUUGUUGACCUAUACAAAGAAUUCCUAGGCUUCUUGACGCCUGAACAGGCCGACAGUAUAGGAAAAUUCAAGGAUUACUUCGUCCAAACGUGUAUUUCCGAUUUUGUUAAGUUGAUUGAAGAACAGGUGUCCAAUAAGAAACACAGACACAAGAUCCUAUGUGUGGUGCAGCAGGUCUUCUCGCAGGUGGGAGCAAGUGCUUGCAACGUGUGUAGUACUAUGCUGACAAGCCUGCAAUGCUACCCUGCACUCGCUCACCACUUGUUCCAGCUGUUUCCACACCGUCAGCGCAAGAGGGUGAAUGACCAGGAAAGUAAUAUAGAACAAAAUACAGCAACACAGACAGAGAAGGAAAAUGAAAUAGGAGAAGAAGAUGAGAAAGACGCAGAGGACACGUUGGUAGAAGAUGGUACACAGACAAUGGAUUACGAAGCCGAUGAUUCAUCCAGUGGUGAAGAGGAAGGUCCCAGCGAUACUGAGCCUAUCAAAGGAACUGAGCGUGUCAAAGAGGCUGAGUCUGUGACAGAUCAUCAAGGCGACAAAAAUCAAGUUUCAGGGGUCCCCUUGGUUAAUAAUAAAACCUAUUUUAGUGGCGACGAUGAAACUCACAGCGGAACUGAGCUUCCGACCAGUUAUCCAGAUGUAAAAAUUCACCUUCCAGACAUUAUCAUUAAAAUAGAACCCCAUCAUGAAAAUAUCGUAGACACACCAGAGUUGACAAUAUCCAAAACUGAAGUGCAAGAUUACAGUGAAUCUGAUAUGUCUAUGGUAAUAGUAUCGGAAGAUGAAAUGGUUAAAUCAGAAGCACCAGAGUGGAAAAGGGAUGAAGAUAAACUAAUAUUAGAAAUGCUUAAAGAUAAUCUUACGCCUGAGGAACGAAAGGAUAAAACGAUAAUAGAAAUCGCCGAAGAGAAAUCCAUACUAGAAAUGUUGUCACAGAGUUUAUCACACAAAUCUAUACGUGAUAUUAGAGAACGUGUUAUGUAUUUAUUAAAGAUGCUGUUAGUUAGUGAAAAUUAAAGAUUUGUUAAAUCUAUG
Achroia grisella is the source of this 4339-nucleotide messenger RNA. RefSeq lists its product as uncharacterized. Gene Ontology annotation, biological process: regulation of DNA-templated transcription. Bases 137 to 4321 code for a protein of 1394 amino acids. The record is from RefSeq and is a predicted model, not a curated record. Gene Ontology annotation, molecular function: transcription coregulator activity. Gene Ontology annotation, cellular component: nucleus. NCBI's taxonomy places the organism in Eukaryota, Metazoa, Arthropoda, Insecta, Lepidoptera, Pyralidae. The transcript has 21 exons.